AUGUCUUACCUUCUUCCCCAUCUCCGCAACGGGUGGGCCGUCGACCAGGCGAUCUUGAGCGAAGAGGACCGCGUCGUGGUCAUUCGUUUCGGUUCCGACGCCGACGACACGUGCAUGCGCAUGGACGAGACCUUAGCGGGGGUGGCGGAUAAGAUUAAAAACUUUGCCAUCAUAUACUUGGUGGACAUCUCGGAGGUGCCCGAUUUUAACGCCAUGUACGAGCUGUACGACCCGUGCACGGUGAUGUUCUUCUUCCGGAACAAGCACAUACAGAUCGAUCUCGGGACGGGGAACAACAACAAGGUGAACUGGGCGAUGGACGAUAAGCAGGAGUUCAUCGACAUCGUGGAGACGGUGUACACGGGCGCGCGCAAGGGGCGGGGUUUGGUGAUCUCUCCGAGGGAUUACUCGACGAAAUAUCGAUACUAG
Molecule: messenger RNA, 429 nt
Organism: Ostreococcus lucimarinus CCE9901
Lineage: Eukaryota; Viridiplantae; Chlorophyta; Mamiellophyceae; Mamiellales; Bathycoccaceae
Exons: 3
Coding region: 1-429 (142 amino acids)
Biological process (GO): mRNA splicing, via spliceosome
Cellular component (GO): spliceosomal complex; U5 snRNP; U4/U6 x U5 tri-snRNP complex
Source: RefSeq, a predicted model, not a curated record